Molecule: messenger RNA, 3819 nt
Organism: Gaeumannomyces tritici R3-111a-1
Lineage: Eukaryota; Fungi; Ascomycota; Sordariomycetes; Magnaporthales; Magnaporthaceae
Exons: 5
Coding region: 532-3684 (1050 amino acids)
Biological process (GO): GPI anchor biosynthetic process
Cellular component (GO): endoplasmic reticulum membrane
Molecular function (GO): mannose-ethanolamine phosphotransferase activity
Source: RefSeq, a predicted model, not a curated record
CAAUUGGACAGCAAACCCCUGUCACCAGCUUGACAUCAGCAUUUUGUCGCAAAGGACACUUGCUGGCUGACGAGAGGAAAAAAAGGGCAUCGAGGAAAACAGCCAGCCGGGACGCGACGGGCACCGACCGCGCAUCGCCUCGUCCUUUCUUGCCAGAAAUACACUCACCACUCCUUCCCACGAGAAUCACUGUAAUUACCACGUCUGGGCGCCGCUCCUUCCGCCCUCGUUGCGCUUUGUCGAUUUGCGCUCGAGGCCACGAUCCGCGCCCACCGCACCACCCCGCCGGAAAGCCGGGCUCAGGCAGACGCUCCACGCAGCCCACCCUGCCAUCGCCGCCCUCUUUCUCCAGCUCCCAACAGCUGCAUCGCGUACCAACCGCCAGACUUCUAGGCCAGGCAUCAGUCGACCAGGUGUCCAGCAUACUGUACCUGGUAUCUAUACCGUACCAGCAGAGCACUAGCGAGACCCGCACAAAUCGAGUCCGCAAAUCGAACCCCCUCCUCCCGGGCGUUCCGGCCUGCUGCCACGAUGGCGCGACACUUCUCGCGCGCCAGGUUCCUGGCUGUCGCGGUGGUGUUCCACGUCGUCUACAUCCUGUCCAUCUUUGACAUUUAUUUUGUCAGCCCCAUCGUGUCGGGCAUGCGCCUCUUCCAGAUCCCAAGGGAACCCACAGCUCGCGCACCCGCCGACCGUUUGGUUCUUUUCGUUGGCGAUGGCCUCCGCGCCGACAAGGCCUUCCAGUCCUUCCCCGAACCGUACCCCAAGACGGACGCCGACCUAACGCCGAGGCCCCUGGCGCCUUUCCUGCGGUCACGCGUGCUAGAGCAUGGCACGUUCGGGGUGUCGCACACGCGGGUGCCCACCGAGUCGCGCCCCGGCCACGUCGCGCUGAUCGCCGGGCUGUACGAGGACGUCUCGGCCGUUACUACCGGCUGGAAGCUCAACCCGGUCAACUUCGACAGCGUCUUCAACCGCAGCCGCCACACGUGGAGCUGGGGUAGCCCCGACAUCCUGCCCAUGUUUGAGCAGGGCGCCGUCCCCGGCCGCGUCGACGCCGACAUGUACGACGCCGCCUUUGAGGACUUCUCCAAGCAGGACGCCUACCACCUCGACACGUGGGUCUUUGACCACGUCAGGGACUUUUUCGCCGAGGCCCGCCGCAACGCCACCCUCGCCGCCCGCCUGCGCCAGGACAAGAUCGUCUUCUUCCUCCACCUGCUCGGCAUCGACACGGCCGGUCACGGCUUCCGUCCCUACUCCAAGGAGUACCUGCACAACAUCAAGGUCGUCGACGAGGGCGUCAAGGAGAUUACGGCCUUGAUAGAGGACUUUUAUGCCGACGACCGCACCGCCUUCGUCUUCACCGCCGACCACGGCAUGAGCGAUUACGGCAGCCACGGCGACGGCCACCCCGACAACACCAGGACCCCGCUGGUGGCCUGGGGCUCUGGUGUUGCCAAGCCCGUCCUGCACCCCGCCGGUGCCGUCGUGCCCGGCCACGAUGAAUACUCUUCAGACUGGGGCUUCGAUCAAGUACAGCGUCACGACGUAGCCCAGGCCGACGUCGCCGCUCUCAUGUCCUUCCUGAUCGGCGUCGAGUUUCCAGCCAACUCGGUCGGCGAGGUGCCCCUGCCCUUCCUGUCUGCCCCCAUCGCAGAGAAGGCAGAGGCCGCACUGACCAACGCGCAGGGCAUCCUGGAGAUGUAUCGUGUCAAGGAGGAGAUCAAGCGGGCGGGGGAGCUGCGCUUCCGCCCGUUCGGCCCGUUGCGCGGCGAGGAACACGGCGGUGGUCGCGUCGCCGCAGAGCGUGUGGCCGAUAUCCGGAAGCUGUUGGAUGAUGCCCGGUACGAGGAAGCCAUCGAGGAGUCAGCGGCCCUGGUCCGCGUGGGGCUCGAAGGCCUCCGCUAUCUCCAGACGUACGACUGGCUCUUCCUCCGCGCUCUCAUCACCAUUGGCUACCUUGGCUGGAUGGCGUAUGCGCUGACCACGGUCGUGGACGCGCACGUACUGCAUGGGCGCGUGGCUCCCGCGAGGGAUGCGACCGGCGUCGUUGUCUUCUCGUCGGUGCUUCUGGUACUCUACGCCUCCUUCAUCAUGUCGGGCUCGCCGCCGACCUACUACGCAUAUGCCUUCUUCCCCGUCUUCUUUUGGGAGGAGAUCUAUGCUCGGCGCCAGAGCCUCGCCGAGGGCCGGCGGGUGCUGUUCGCGCACAUCAAACCCGGCGCGAGCCUGCUGUCGUUUCUCAUCAACACGGCCAUGUACAUUGGCGUAAUCGUGUCUCUGGCGCUCGGCUACAUCCAUCGUGAGGUUCUUACGGGCAUUUACAUCGUCGGUUCGUUCUGGCCGGCCACCUAUGGGCUGGGAUUCUUGCGAGAGCACGCGACUCUUUCCGUCACUUGGUUCAUCUCUUGCCUGGCCAUGAGCACUUUUACUCUGCUGCCGGCCAUGAAGCUGGAGGACUUGAACCUCAUCCUUGUCGGCGGCGCCUUGAUGGUGGUAACCGGCGUCGCAUACCUGGUUUUCGAGAAUUGGGUUCUGUCCGACUUCUCAUCUUCCAAGACGACGACAGUAUCCCAUGUCGGGCGCCCCAUCAACCGGUCUCUGGUAGGCGCCCAGGUAGGACUUGUCAUGCUCUCCAUGUUGAUUACCCGGUCCAGCGUGCUAUCCUUACAGGCUAGACAGGGCCUACCUCUCGGGAAUCAGAUGGCUGGGCUGUUUGUUCUGUUCACAUCCCUCUUUAUGCCUGUGGCGUAUAGGAUACAGCCCAACAACCACUACUUGCAUCGCCUUGCUGUCAUCUUCCUCACAUUUGCACCUACUUUUGUUAUUCUGUCCAUCUCAUAUGAGGGCAUUUUUUACGUGGUUUUCAGCGUCACGCUGGUGGCAUGGGUGCGCCUAGAGCACGCGGGGCACACCUACACCCUACAGCCAGGGACCCCCGAGGCCACCAACGGGCACGCGGCCACCACGACGGCCGCGACGGGCACGCAGGGCGCCAAGGCGGAGGCGCCAUCCAAGUUCCGGCCGCUCAUGGUCAAGGACGCGCGGGUGGCGCUCUUCUACCUCGUGCUCAUCCAGUCGGCCUUCUUCAGCACGGGCAACGUGGCUUCGGUGUCGUCCUUCAGCCUCGAGAGCGUGAACCGGCUACAGCCCGUCUUCGACCCGCUGACGCAGGGGGCGCUCCUGAUGGUCAAGCUCAUGGUGCCGUUCGCGCUCGUGUCGGCCAACGUGGGGAUCCUGAACCGGCGGCUCGGCAUAACACCGUCGGCGCUCUUCAUGGUCGUCGUGGCCGUCAGCGACGUGCUGACGCUCUACUUCUUCUGGGUCGUCAAGGACGAGGGGUCGUGGCUCGAGAUCGGGUCCACUAUCAGCCACUUCUUCAUCGCGAGCCUGCUGUGCGUGUUCCUGGUGCUGCUCGAGGGCGUGAGCGCGCUGUUUGUAUCCGGCGUCGAGGUGGCGGGAACCGAGGGCGCGGCGGGGGAGAGCAAGGGGGCCGUUCGGCAAGAAAAGGAGGAGGAGCAGGCACUGUUGGCUGGCGAUGACGAGGUGGCUACGAUGCCUGCUGCCGCCUCUUUGGGGGACGACGAGGGCGCGAGCGCUGCCGAGGGGAUGGGGGAUGAGAAGAAAGAGGGGGCUAAUGAGGGGGCGGCGGUCGUCGAAGACGCGGUAGUCGUCGAGUAAUCACGGGGUGACGUUUGGAUCACGGUUGUUGAUCGCAUUCUUCCUUUGUUUUUGUAUACUGCGAAGAGAGCGCGGGUAAUGACGAAUAAAAACACAUGAGUAUUGAAGCUAUUUUUUUUUUUUCGCCUCUUCUAG